AUGGAGCGCUGCGACUUGUGUGAUCGUUUUUUUGAUGACCGGCAAGCUUUCCAACAACAUGUGCGAGAUGCUCCGGUACACACAUUGCGAUUUGGACUCGAACUCUGCAACCAGACUUUUGCCAGUCAAAACGCCCUUAAUCAGCAUACCCGAGACUUGCCUACACAUGCCACUACAUACGACUGUGUGCCUUGUGGCAGAUGCUUUGGUAGUCAAAGUGCCUUGGAUCAACAUGUGCAAAAUUCAGCGGCCCAUGCUGUAUCAUUCCACUGCGACCUUUGCAACCGAACUUUUGGCAGCAGAAAUGCCCUUGAUCAGCAUAUCCAGUAUUCAAAAGCACAUUUCACGCCGCCUAGCACGCCACUAGAUCAGUUCUUUCGAUCCUUCGUGGGCUUUGGAUACAAUCCAAAACUACCCCCUUCCGAAUCAUAUGCCCAGCUUAAGAACUUCUGUGGCUGGGAAAGGGGGGAUGCGGAGGAUAGAACGGCCUGGGAAGAAUACCAAUCUGCUCUAGAAGCGGAGGUGAAGACGUGGUUUGGAGUAGAGGAUGACCUCACUGCCUGGCAUUCUCUUUGUCGCGCUAUUGGCAUCGAUCCUUUGCCUGCAACCUGUAGGCAAGGCGUCAAGGUAGGUGCUUGUCUCCAGCCCGGGACUUUACAUGUCGAUACAAGAGUUCUUUGA
Molecule: messenger RNA, 681 nt
Organism: Penicillium digitatum Pd1
Lineage: Eukaryota; Fungi; Ascomycota; Eurotiomycetes; Eurotiales; Aspergillaceae
Source: RefSeq, a predicted model, not a curated record